Molecule: messenger RNA, 3255 nt
Organism: Cyprinodon tularosa
Lineage: Eukaryota; Metazoa; Chordata; Actinopteri; Cyprinodontiformes; Cyprinodontidae
Product: tenascin-like
Exons: 14
Coding region: 53-2296 (747 amino acids)
Molecular function (GO): protein binding
Source: RefSeq, a predicted model, not a curated record
AGCCCUGGAUGCCCCCAAAGACCUGUCUGUAGCAGAGGUAACGGAGACCACCAUGACGCUGGAGUGGAAGCGGCCGGUGGCCAAACUGGACUCCUACAGGCUGGUCUACGUGUCUGCUGAUGGUCAGAGGGCUGAAGACACGGUGGCAGCCAGCUCUGACUCUCACACCCUGAGGGGCCUGAACCCUGGCAUGAUGUACACCGUCAGCAUGACCGCAGAGCGGGGCCGCAGGAACAGCGUCCCCGCCACCGUCUCAGCUCCCACAGCGGAGGAGAUGCCAGCGGUGACCAACGUCACGGUCAGCGACGUGUCCUGGGAGAGUUUCCUCCUGUCCUGGUCUGCUGAUGACGGGGCCUUCCAGGCCUUUCUGAUCCAUCUCACUGACGCUGAGACGGGCGCUGAGUGGCAGAACUACACAGUGCCCGGCGACGUGCGCAGCCUCACGCUCUCAGGCCUCUCCCCCAGCACCUGGUACAGCGCCGGGCUGUACGGGGUGCACCAGGGGGCGCUCUUAGACCCGGUGUUUGCAGACACCAUUACAGAGACCGAACCAGAAGUGCAGGCUCUCCAGGUGUCCAAUGUGACUGCUGAUGGUUUUACGCUGGCCUGGACGGCGGAGGAGGACGCCUUCGACACCUUUGUUCUGAUGCUUAUGGCGGCCGAGGACCCCAGCCGACCAAAGGAGCUGGUUCUGGGUGGCGAGGAGAGAAACGUCACACUGAGCGAUCUGAUGCAGGACACCGAGUACAAUGUUGAGGUGUUUGGGCUCAUUUUGGGCAGACGCUCCAAGUCUGUAAGAGCGCGGGUGAGAACAGACCUCGGCUCUCCAAAGGGCAUCCGCUUCUCCGGAGUGACCGAUACGUCCGCCACCGUCCACUGGCUGACUCCCAGGGCCCGGGUGGACCGCUACAUUGUCACCUACAUGCCUGCUGAUGGAGGUGUGGCCAAGACCCUGACAGUGGAUGGCUCCAUGUCACACACCGUCCUGCCAAACCUGACGCCUGGGGUCACCUAUGAGGUCAUCAUCGUUGCUGUCAAGCAGGAGAGAGAAAGUGAGCCUGGAUCUGACAGCGUCACCACAGCUCUGGAUAAGAUCCGUGGACUGACAGCAAUCAACAUCACAGACACUGAGGCCCUACUGCUGUGGCAACCCGCCAUCGCCACCGUAGAUGGUUACGUCAUCACAUACAGCGCAGACACUGUGACUCCAGUGAUGGAGCGUGUGUCAGGAAACGUUGUGGAGUUUGAGAUGAGCUCCCUGAAGCCAGCCACACUCUACACGGUGAAGGUCUACGCUGUGAGGGACUCAGCCAAGAGUGCAGCCACUACCACGGAGUUCACCACAGAUGUUGACGCUCCACAGGACCUGGCGGUCACCAACAUCCAAACAGAGAGCGCCAUGCUCACCUGGAAGCCCCCCCGCGCUGACAUCACUGGCUACCUGCUCCACUUUGAGUCUGCUGUCGGCACCAUCCAUGAGGUGGUUCUAGGUCCUACCGCCGUGUCCUACAACAUGGCCGACCUCAAGGCUUCCACAGAAUACUCCGUUAGGAUGGAGGCUCUGGCUGGUCCCAAGAGGAGCCAAGUGGUCUCUACCAUCUUCACCACCACCGGCGUGCUGUACAGACACCCCAGGGACUGCUCACAGGCCCUACUGAAUGGCGACACCUCAUCAGGUGUUCACACCAUCUACCUGGGAGGAGAUGAGAGCCAACCCCUGCAGGUCUACUGUGACAUGAGCACCGAUGGAGGCGGCUGGAUUGUCUUCCUGCGGCGUCAGAGCGGCAGGCUGGAGUUUUACCGUAACUGGAAGAACUACACGGCUGGUUUUGGUGACAUGAACGAUGAGUUCUGGCUCGGUCUGUCCAACUUGCACAAGAUCACAUCUGGAGGACAGUACGAGCUGCGGGUUGAUCUGAGAGACAAAGGAGAGAUGGCCUACGCUCAAUAUGACAAGUUUUCUGUCUCUGAGCCUCGGACGCGCUACAAAGUCCAUGUGGGAGGAUAUAGUGGGACAGCAGGGGACUCUAUGACCUACCAUCAUGGCCGCCCUUUCUCCACCUAUGACCACGACAACGACAUCGCUGUGACCAACUGCGCUCUGUCCUAUAAGGGAGCAUUCUGGUACAAAAACUGUCACCGGGUCAACCUGAUGGGUCGCUAUGGUGAUAACAGCCACAGCAAGGGGGUAAACUGGUUCCACUGGAAAGGCCACGAACAUUCCAUCGAGUUCGCCGAGAUGAAGAUCCGGCCUUCAAACUUCAGGAAUCUGGAGGGAAGGAGGAAACGCUCCUAAACGACCAACUCCACCACCAUCAGCACCACCUCCCUGCCUGGGCUCUCCAUAACCCCCUCCCCCUUCUGCACACACACACACCCCCCCACUGCAGCAACCAAAGCCUUGGAUGAGACCCCUCCACACCCGGUGCGCCUCCCCCUCCCCCAUCUACCUGUUCAUCAGCCUCUCCUGUCUGUUUCAAUGAUUGGAUGCAAACACGCCUACCCCGCCCCCACUUCACCCCCCACACCAAAGAGCAUCACUGGUCAUUAUGGGGGGGGCGCUCCAACACCUCGGGCAUCAUGUGGUGUUACAGUCCGGCUGCUCGUUUCUGAUAUACUGAUCCGAUGAAUCCGGUUUCUGCCACAGAGCCGUUCACAUCUGGACUGCCUCACAUCUGGACUUCCUCACAUUUCAAACUGAGCUGCAUUCUGCUGAUGACGCUCAUGCUCCAACUGACCCGCCCACACCAGCCACCGUCUGAGCAUGGACGGCGGCCAUGUUCCUGCUCCUGACCCGUCCCGCUGCAGGCGACACGCUGCAGCUUCUGCUUCAGAAAGUCUUUGUUUCUCUCAUGAAAUCCGAGGCAGGACCGGUGAGCCACCGGAUGAAGACGUGGUCCCCCCCCCUUGCAUAAUGUGAAUACCGUCCUGAUAUGUGGAGCCACAGGAAGUUUAUGUGAUGUUUGAAACGUAAAGAUUUCAAAAAGGCCAAUUUCAAUUGAAAUUUCAGUGUUUAUAGUAAAGUUUCCAUGAUUUUUAAAAAUAGUGUUUGAACUGGUUGAAACUAGUAACUAGUUACUCUUUGUACCCCCCCGUCCCCCCCUGCUUUUUGUAGGUCACUAAACCACUGACGUUGUAAGGAAUGCCUGUAAAUGAUGUUUUCAGAUUGUUUUGUCUGUUUUGAAAUGCAGUUGUGUCUCUGUAAACUGGAAAACAAUAAAACCAUCUGAUCAAAGGCUGGAAUCAUCAGAGCGA